Messenger RNA from Drosophila takahashii, 2705 nucleotides. The record is from RefSeq and is a predicted model, not a curated record. NCBI's taxonomy places the organism in Eukaryota, Metazoa, Arthropoda, Insecta, Diptera, Drosophilidae.
GCGGGGUUUCCCAUCGAGUGGUCAGUCGUCGUGAAAAUAUAAGAAACUAUUCGGUUGGAAUUAUUGAAAACACUACAAAAAGGAGUUAUCUACUGACCAUGAAAAGCUGGCCAUGAAACAGUUCUUCCAUUGAGGACUGGAAAAGUGAAAGCCCACCAAGGGGGGCAAACUGAUUGACUUUUAGGCAAACGAGGGGAAAAAAAACAUGGAACCGGCACCGACUCCAUCACCAGUUCCUGCUCCUGCCCCAGUUGCAGUUCCUGCGGCUCCAACUGCAGAGGCUACUCCGAUCCAAGUAGCAGCUCCCACGGCAGUGACUCCUGCCCCAGCGGCACCGGUUUCGGCAUCACCUAUUGUUGCUGCGCCUCCUGUUGCAAGUGUGCCAGCUGCAACAUCUACUGUUCCCGUCGCAGCUGCUCCUGCUCCGAUUGCUGUCGCCCCCGUCGCUACUUCUGCAGUCCCAGCUCCUGUUGUUGCGACCCCCGUCGCAUCUGUGGGGCCUCCAGUUGAAGCAACACCUACUCCUGUUGCAGCUGCUCCAGUUGCAGCACCAACUCCCGUUGCAGCUCCAACUCCUGUUGCAGCUCCACCCGUUGCAGCUCCAACUACUGUUGCAGCUCCUCCAGUUGCAGCACCAACUCCUGUUGCAACUCCACCAGUUGCAGCAACUCCUGUUGCAGCUCUUCCAGUUGUAGCGCCUCCAGUUGCUGCACCUCCAGUUGCAGCACCAACCGUUGCAGCUGUCGAAACUCCAGUCGCCGUAGCUCCUGAGAUCACUGCACCACCUGUUGCUGAAACUCCUGUUGCUGUUCCACCACCUGUUGCUCCAACCGUUGUUGCAACACCCGUUUCGGUUGCAGCCGCUCCAGCUGUUGCUCCUGUGAUCGCAAUACCACCCGUUGCCGUUGUUGAAACUCCGGUUGCUGUUGCACCACCUGUGGCGCCUCCCGUUGUUGCAACAGAGGCUCCAGCUGCCGCUCCUUCGGUGAUCGCAGUACCAACAGAAACACCCGUAGUGGCUCCUAUCGUUACUCCUGCCGUUGCUCCUGUAGUCGUUGAAACUCCGGUUGCUACUCCUGUGAUUGCGCCGCCCUCGGUUGCUGUUGCCGAAACUUCAAUUGCUGCAGAACCCGUGGCUGUUGCACCUGUUGCAGAGACCCCAGCUGUUGCUCCUGUGAUCGCACCGCCAAUUCCUGCUGUUGCUGAAACUCCGGUCGCCGCAACUCCCAUUGUUGAAACGCCACCAACUGCUGCAGCAGAACCAGUGACCAUUGCAACUCCUGAGGCGUUCUCCCGUCGCUGCAACAUCACCACCUUUGUUGCAACUCCUGUUGUUGCUGAGACUCCGGUGGCGGUAGCUCCUGUUAUCGAUGCAACACCUGUUGCUGUUCCUGAGACACUUGUGGUGGAACCGCCAGUCGAUGCUGCAGUUGUUGCCGAGACUCCGGUUGCUGCAACAGAGCCGGUUGCCGCUGUGGAGACACCAGAAGUUGCUCCUGUGAUCGAUCCACCAGCCGUCGCAGUUGCUGAGACUCCUGUUCCUGUUCCCGAAGCCAUUUCACCCGUCGAACCACCAAUAGAAGCCGCAGAUUCUGCAUCUAUACCACCAGUUGCAUUUGCCGAUACUCCAGCGGCAGUGGCUGACCCAUCUCCUCCUGAGCCAGCUGCCACAGAAAUUCUUGAAUCAGUGGAAGCUCCAGUUGCUAUUCUAGAACCUACAAUCGCCAGCGUGGAAGUACCAGUGGAAGCCACCCCAUCGCCUGCCCCCACUGAAGAAGUGACUCCUGUGGAACCAACCGCCGUUGCAGCACCUAUACCUGAACCGAAACCAAUAGCAGCUACUCCUGUAGAGCCUGUGCCAACGGAGACUCCAAUAGCAGUGCAAGAACCAGUGGUUGUAAAAGAGGAAACGGUAGCCGAAGUUCCAGCACAGAUUCCUGAAGCACUUCCAGAGAUUCCCAAUCCGCCACCGGAGGUUGUUCAAGAUCCUGCUCCAACGGCUGUGGAACCAGAGACUGCCACUAUCACUGAACCUCCUUUAGUGGCCGAAAUUGCCGUAGCCGACGUUGUUGAGCCUAUAACUCCUGAACCAAUCGUGGAGUCGCCCGUGCCGGCAGCAGAACCCUUGGUGAAUGUUGUGGAAACUGUAGUGCCGAUCGCGGAACCAGUAAUAUCUGAGCAAGAUGUUAUUCAAACUGCCGUUCCUGCAGCCCAAGAGAUUCCCGUUGCCGAGAUUCCAGAGGCGACAACGAAACCAGUCGAGGAUGUUGUAGAGCCGAGUCCCAUUCCCACUGAAGAACCACCUGCAAUUGUGCAAUCUUCCCCAGAACCAGUUACUUCAGAAACGAUAGCUGCAGUAGAAACAGUUCCUGUCCCUGAAACUGCUGAAGAAGUUCCAAUUGUUGCAGAAAAACCUGUGGAAGAGAUUCAGGUAGAUGAAGCUCCCGAUCAAUCACCUCCACCGCAAGAUUCAGUUCCCGUAGCAAAGAUAACUCCUUUGCUCCGGGAUCUCCAGACCACCGAUGUUUCCUUAUUGGCCAUUGCAGCCACCCUGGAUGCCAUUGGAGAGAAGUUGAAGGACCAAAAGGACAGAAAUCAAAAGGUUAUGGACAGACUGUGCGAAAUCGAGAAAAUUCUGGGCCCACCCAAAUGAAAUUAUUUAAAUUUUAAGUUAUAAUUGUAAAGUUAAUAAACAUGAUAUAAAA